Molecule: messenger RNA, 588 nt
Organism: Strongylus vulgaris
Lineage: Eukaryota; Metazoa; Nematoda; Chromadorea; Rhabditida; Strongylidae
Source: the annotation of a GenBank genome assembly
AUGACAGCCAAACUUCUCGUUGAAAGACGCAGUUCCGAGCCAUUCCUCGGGUUGCCAACGGUGUCGACGACGCAGUCUGCAACCGAGCCUAUGUCUCAAACCAAAGCUAGUUUUGACAUCUGCCAAGUUCUUGAGGAUAACAGCACAGAUUGGCACUGGCAGUGGCUCGACGAUGUCGGUGUUCCAGUUUUGAUUCGUGGCACAGAAUUUGUUGCGUACGACAACGAAAAGAGUGCAACAAUUAAGGCGACUUGGAGCUCCCACAAUAACCUAGCGGGCCUUGCAAUUUAUGGUUUGCCAUAUGAUAAUCCUGAAGGAGAAUGCCCUGAUCGACCGUUCCCAAUAUUGCAAAGCAUCGUCGAUGCUCAGGUAUGCUCUCUAUGCGCAACUGAUGACGACUCGAAGUGUUCUCCAUCAUUCCACACGUCGUGUAACUACAGACUGCCAGAAUAUGAGGAAGCCAACAUUCCGUUCGAGCGCUGCACUGAAAUCGUUGUCGAACAUGCUAUUAUCGAUACUAAUGCGACCAUUCAUUUCCCUUCAAAAGAGCAGAAGGAAACAGCAGAAGAGUUGGUCAGUUUUUCCUGA